This is a messenger RNA of Amaranthus tricolor (Joseph's coat), 1680 nucleotides long. RefSeq names its product plant intracellular Ras-group-related LRR protein 5-like. Bases 179 to 1501 code for a protein of 440 amino acids. NCBI's taxonomy places the organism in Eukaryota, Viridiplantae, Streptophyta, Magnoliopsida, Caryophyllales, Amaranthaceae. The record is from RefSeq and is a predicted model, not a curated record. Gene Ontology annotation, molecular function: protein binding. The transcript has 3 exons.
GCGGAAAAACUAGACACGGUCCUCACUCUUGUGCCCAAAUUCAUACCCAAAUUUGGCCAUGGCUGUCGUACCUAACAUAGAUCACUGAGCAAGGAGUGAAGAACAGGAACUGAUCCGAUUUACAAAUCUCUUUAAUUUUUCCUUCAUCCAUUCAAAAAUCUCAUCUUUUCCUUUCGGCAUGAAUGAGCAAAGAAAUGAGGAAACCCAAUUGAUUGAAAUCGAAGAAACAUUUCAGAGAUUGGAGGAGCUCAUUCAAAAGGUUGAUGAUAGCGUUGUUUCUGAGGAUACCCAGAUGGAAAACUUGAUCAAUUUGGAGUACCCAGAUGAGAAUAAUGAUCAAAAAGUUGAAAUUAGUGAUGGGAUUUUGAUGAAUAUGGUGGAAAUUGAUGAAAAUUUGGCUAGAAGUUCUGUUGAUAGUUCACUUUCAAUUCAAUCAUUCAAAGGGAGAUGUUACACUAAGAAGCUGAGUCUAAUGGAGUUGGCAACUCUUUUUGAACAUUAUGCAAAAUCUGGUGCAUCAAUCCUUGAACUUCAAGGAAAGUUAAUGUCUGAUGUUGAAUGGCUUCCUUUAACCCUUGUAAAAUUGUCAAAUUUGACUGAACUUAACAUAUCAAAGAAUGAAAUCAUGGCCCUUCCAUCAAACAUGGGUGAACUCAAGGCUUUAAAGAAGUUAAACAUCGAAUCGAACCAACUAAUAAACCUUCCUGAAUCAAUUGGUGAGAUAACAGGUCUCACUCACCUUGAUCUUCAUGGUAAUAGGCUAAAAUCUUUGCCAUCUUCCUUUCAGAAGUUAGUAGAACUUGCCCAUCUCAAUUUGAGCUCGAAUAUGUUCAACCGAUUGCCUGAUUCAAUCGGUAACUUGAUCUCAUUAGAGAAGUUAAAUCUCAAAGCAAAUGAACUCGAAGAGCUUCCUAGUGAUAUUGGUUCAUGUGCAUCUCUAGUAGUGUUGCAUAUAGAUUUUAAUCGCUUAAUGGCUCUUCCUGAGACAAUUGGAAACCUUAAGAAGCUCGAAAUUUUAACCCUUCGAUAUAACCGGUUGAUGGAUCUACCGGGAUCAAUUUGCAAUCUUCAAAGUUUGGAGGAACUCGAUUUAAGUUUUAACGAGCUCCAAUCAAUCUCGGAAAGCUUGUGUUGUACGACGAACUUGAAAAAAUUGAACAUUGGGAACAACUUUGUUGAUAUCACUUCCUUGCCAAGCUCAAUUGGCAACCUUGCAAUACUCGAGGAGUUGGACAUAAGUUGUGAUCAAAUUAGAGUUUUGCCGGAUUCUUUCAGGUUCUUAUCGAAGCUGAGAGUAUUUCUUGCUGAUGAUACACCACUCGAAACUCCCCCAAUUGAAAUUACUAAGCUCGGAGCUCAGGCUGUUGUUCGAUACAUGGCUGAAGUUGUUCAUAAAAGCAACCGAUUUCCAAAUCAUAUGAUGAAGGAAAGAAGGGGAUUGUGGUCUUGCAUUCUGUCUUGUUUUUGUCUUGAUGAAGUAGUUCCCAUGGAAACAAGUUAGGGAUACUUGAACCUUGUGUACUAUCCUCUUGGUGAAUGUUUUAACUGUAUAUUGUUUCACUUUUUGUGCUGUAUACGUGCAUGCUUGAGACUCUAAUUGAAAAUAAUGUUGUAAAUGUUUCCUUUGAAUCAAAAGAGUAUGAUGAUGUGAAUCCAAAGUCAUUUUUUUGUAUGUAGUUA